UUUGCUUAUCACAUAAGUAAUAACUUCGUCCAUCGCAACUGCUUGACCAGGUUGACUGGCCCUGGGUGUGUUGUUGCUGUCGUAGUCGUGCGCCAGAUAGAACAAGGAAACGAUGUCGAUCCGCAACUUAACAACUGCAGCAAAAUUCCUGACCAAGGGGCUGCGACCUCAGGGAAGUGCGCUGGCUGGUGCGGGAUGUCGUUCUAUGUCCCACUACCCGAUCGAUGAGACGAUUUUUGGACUCACCGAAGAGCAGCAACAGUUACGUCAGACGGUAUUCAAUUUUGCGCAGAAAGAAUUGGCCCCCUUUGCUCAGGAAAUAGAUAAGCAAAAUGAAUUCAAGGACCUUCGCAAUUUCUGGAAGAAAAUGGGUGAUCUCGGACUACUUGGCCCAACCGUGAAGCCUGAAUACGGAGGUCUAGGUGGAACCUAUUUGGACCAUUGUGUCAUCAACGAGGAAAUUUCUCGCGCCUCCGGAGCCAUCUCGUUGUCUUACGGUGCACAUUCUAAUCUGUGCAUCAACCAAAUCCACCGAAACGGAACCGAAGAGCAGAAACAGCAAUACCUUCCCAAAUUGAUCUCCGGGGAGCACAUCGGAGCUUUGGCCAUGUCUGAAGCUGGAUCCGGCAGCGAUGUGGUUUCAAUGAAAACGAAAGCUGAGAAGAAGGGCGAUUACUACGUAUUGAAUGGAAGUAAGUUCUGGAUUACUAACGGACCAGAUGCCGAUACCUACAUCAUUUACGCCAAAACCGAUCUUAGUGCUAAGCCCCAGCAUGGAAUUUCGGCCUUCAUUGUCGAACGGGACAGCCCUGGAUUUUCGCGAGGUCCGAAACUGGAUAAACUUGGUAUUCGAGGUAGUGGAACGUGUGAACUAGUCUUCGAAGACGUCAAAGUCCCAGCGAAGAACAUGCUCGGUCAAUUGAACAAAGGAGUGUACGUAUUAAUGUCCGGUUUGGACUACGAAAGACUGGUGUUGGCCGCUGGUCCAGUCGGAUUGAUGCAAGCUGCCUGCGAUGUAGCCUUCGAGUAUGCUCAUAGUCGGAAGCAGUUCAACACUCGCAUCGGUGAGUUCCAGCUGCUCCAGGGUAAAAUGGCCGAUAUGUAUACUACGAUGAACGCUUGCCGUGCUUAUCUGUACUCGGUAGCCAGAUCUUGUGAUAUGGGAAAAGCCAACCCUAAGGAUUGCGCCGGCGUCAUCCUAUACUGCGCGGAGAAAGCCACCCAGGUCGCGCUGGAUGCGAUUCAGAUUUUGGGUGGAAAUGGUUACAUCAACGACUAUCCAACGGGACGCAUCAUGCGUGAUGCUAAAUUGUAUGAAAUUGGUGCCGGCACUUCAGAAGUUCGCCGAAUGAUUAUCGGCCGUGCCCUGAAUAAUGAAUACAAAUGAAUGACGAAUCACGCAAGUAAGACGACCAUCAGGUAAAUCAAACCUACGUAAAACGUAGAUCGUAACGAAUGUGCAUUUAUACAGAGCAGUGCCUUUAUAUUUUGUAUUGUAGUAAUAAAAGAUUUCUACAUGUUUUGACUAAUAAAUUGAUCCUAUUAUUAUCUAA
Aedes aegypti (yellow fever mosquito) is the source of this 1553-nucleotide messenger RNA. RefSeq names its product isovaleryl-CoA dehydrogenase, mitochondrial. The record is from RefSeq and is a predicted model, not a curated record. Lineage: Eukaryota; Metazoa; Arthropoda; Insecta; Diptera; Culicidae. Gene Ontology annotation, cellular component: mitochondrion. The coding region runs from base 113 to 1387 and encodes 424 amino acids. The transcript is spliced from 3 exons. Gene Ontology annotation, biological process: L-leucine catabolic process. Gene Ontology annotation, molecular function: flavin adenine dinucleotide binding; 3-methylbutanoyl-CoA dehydrogenase activity.